Clupea harengus (Atlantic herring) is the source of this 2245-nucleotide messenger RNA. Its product is annotated as forkhead box protein N2. Gene Ontology annotation, biological process: regulation of DNA-templated transcription. Gene Ontology annotation, cellular component: nucleus. Gene Ontology annotation, molecular function: DNA-binding transcription factor activity; cis-regulatory region sequence-specific DNA binding. Lineage: Eukaryota; Metazoa; Chordata; Actinopteri; Clupeiformes; Clupeidae. The record is from RefSeq and is a predicted model, not a curated record.
GUAUUUUCAUACAUUAUGCAUAACUUGUAAUAGUGAACAGCCUCCACAACAAGGUGUUUUCCAUCCAUCUCUUCAAUAUUGCUAGUUGUUCCAAUGAAGAGCUAUGCAAAUGUUUGCUUACCAUCUGUCGUAAAGAUUCAAUAUGGGGCACUAAUAUUUGUGGGCAUUAUAGUAAAGGAAAAUAGCCUCCUUGCCUAAUCUUAACCUAUUUGACUGAUGGAAAAUGCUUGUAUACUGCUUUAAUGCUGACUGGGGGUAACGUUAGUUGUAAAUCAGAUUCAUGGGUAUGUCACUUUAAGGUCGAGCAGGAGGCGCGCCGGCUGCAAAGCGUCCUUUUGGUUUCCAAGGAAACCAGGGAAAAGUAAGAACGCGGACUCCACUGAUAAUUCGUGCGUUGAGCUGGGUUCUUGCCGCUGGAUUGUUCAAACGGAAAUAUUUCUAGUGAUAAAUGAAUUCGCGUUGAUGCACAUUUACACCCCAUCAACUUUACAUUAGUUUGGCACUAAAGGUUCAUGUGAAUAUCACCUGUUUGUAGCAGGGAGAGCGAUGGAGAAAGAUCAUUCACUGCCACCCCUCUCUCCCAUCCAGUCCCCAGGCAUUCCCUGCAAAUAUCUCUCACUGUCUCCCUCACUACCUCAUUCUUCUGCCACUGUGCCCUCCUCUCCUCCCCUCUCCCCUUACACCCCAAUCUCCUUCCCUCUCACCCACUCCUCUCCCUCCUGUCCCACACUUCCUCAGCACUUCGCUGACUUCACCUCACACUGCCUCGGGUCACCGCUCCCUUCUGACCAGGAUGACCUGACCUGCCUAAGCUGGCUUCACCAGAGACGUAACCUACUCCCCAUGCAGCCUCUGCUCAAGAUCUCCUCACUAGCCUGUGUAGAACCUCAGGACCACGCGCCAGCCCCACAGGGUCCCUCUGCCUUCGGCAAGCCCCCAUACUCCUUCAGCAGCCUUAUAUUCAUGGCAAUAGAGGAUUCACCAGAGAAACAGCUUCCGGUGAAGGGCAUCUAUGAGUGGAUCAUCAACACAUUCUCCUACUACAGGGCUGCCCCGGGUGGGUGGAGGAAUUCAGUUCGGCACAACCUGUCCCUGAGUAAGAGCUUCAGCCGCAUCAACAGGGAUAAGAGUAAGUCUGGUGGAAAGGGGUCAUUGUGGUGCGUGUGUCCAGAAUAUCGACCUGCUCUGUUAGAGGUGCUGAAGAAAACACACUAUUGCCACAGUACCAACAUCAAUCUACUUAACAACCCUGUAUUGCAGGAGGCAGCUGAUUAUGGACUACCGGUCAUGUGUGAAACUGUCGAGAUGUCAGACGACCUUUCCUCCAGUAUGUCCUGCUCCUUGACCCCUGACCAGGAGGAGCUGGUUGCCAUAGAGUCUGUGACACUUCACGAGGAGGCGGAAAAGGAGGGUGAGAAAGAUCCGCUUGCUGACAGUGGCUACAUCGAGCUCCAUUAUUACCAGUAUAACCAGUACCAGUACCUAGUGCUCCCAGGAGAUGCUGACCUGGAUCUGGAGACAGUAGAGAUAUUACAGCUGGACGCAGAGGCCCAGGAAGCUGCCGGUUCACUCCUUGACCUUGCAGGGGGUGGACACUCUGGCUAAUUAACAUAUGAGGUCAAGCAACUACAGUUACUAAACACACUCACAGAGACUGAUGCAAAUGUGUGUGGCUUGACACGCAAUCAUUGCUACAUGCUGACUAUUUAUGGAAUGGAUGUUCAGUGUUGACACCAUAAAACUGCCUGGGAAUUGUUCCUGUCACACAGUGAUGUAGGUACUGUACCUCACAUGAAAAUCACCAAUUGCACUGGAACCCUUUUCCUGAAAUGUUAAGGCUCACCGAAAGCAACAUUCCUCUCAGAUUUUGCAGUAUAAUUCCUUGACAAAAUGUGUUAUUAUCUUUGUGUUUUUCACACUGGUAAUUAAGAAUCAAUUCAUUGUUAUUCAUAAAGGCUAUGUGAGGAACACUUUAAACACUUUGUAAGAAUACUGCCAGUGGUUACACUUUGUUUCAGGGCCCAAAUAUCCACAAAUAACUAAUCUUGUGGUCCUAGUUCAUAGUGGAUGAUUAAUAUGUUACUUAUGAGACAUUUUAGACUUUGUAGACUUCUUUUUAACAUUAUGUGAAUAUUUGAUUGCUUUCUUAUGUAAGUGGCUGAAUUUACUUGUAUCUUGCUUCGUGGAAUAAGUCGGUCACAUAAUUACUGUAUAAUUUGCAUGGCAAUAAAGAGUUCUUUAAAUG